Molecule: messenger RNA, 1583 nt
Organism: Centrocercus urophasianus (Greater sage-grouse)
Lineage: Eukaryota; Metazoa; Chordata; Aves; Galliformes; Phasianidae
Gene: EIF3I
Product: eukaryotic translation initiation factor 3 subunit I
Exons: 11
Coding region: 289-1266 (325 amino acids)
Biological process (GO): cytoplasmic translational initiation
Cellular component (GO): eukaryotic translation initiation factor 3 complex, eIF3m; cytoplasm
Molecular function (GO): translation initiation factor activity; protein binding; RNA binding
Source: RefSeq, a predicted model, not a curated record
CUGCGUGGCCGCAAGCCUCAGGAAGGAGCGCCGGGGCUCCAACCCGCGGCCAUUCCCCGCCUCAGGGAAGGCCCCCGGACAGCCCAACCCGCGUCCCCCCCGAGCCCUUCCUGCAACCGCAGCGAGGACCAAAGCCCCCGGGCCUUCCCAGCUCAGCCCGUCUCCCCUUUCCCCAAACCCGGAAGCUCACCCGCGGUCGCCAUAGCGACAGCGACGGACUUCCGCCUUCCCGCGCCCUCUGACCCGGAAGUGGUGCCGUGCGCCUCUCUCUCCUCUCGCACCGCCGCCAUGAAGCCGAUCCUGCUGCAGGGCCACGAGCGUUCCAUCACGCAGAUCAAAUACAACCGCGAGGGAGACCUGCUGUUCACUGUGGCCAAGGAUCCCAUCGUCAACGUUUGGUAUUCGGUAAACGGAGAAAGGCUGGGCACCUACAAUGGCCACACAGGAGCCGUGUGGUGCGUGGAUGCAGACUGGGACACACGACAUGUGCUCACUGGCUCUGCAGAUAACAGCUGUCGGCUCUGGGACUGUGAAACAGGAAAGCAGCUUGCCCUGGUGAAGACCAGCUCGGCAGUGAGGACGUGUGGCUUUGACUUUGGAGGAAACAUCAUCAUGUUUUCAACGGACAAGCAGAUGGGUUAUCAGUGCUUUGUGAGCUUCUUUGACCUGCGUGACCCCAGCCAGAUCGAGAACAACGAGCCUUACAUGAAAAUCCCCUGCAGUGACUCUAAAAUCACCAGUGCUGUGUGGGGCCCUUUGGGAGAAUUCAUCAUCGCAGGACAUGAGAGUGGGGAGCUAAACCAGUUCAGUGCCAAGUCAGGGGAGCAGCUUUCAAACAUCAAGGAGCACACCAAGCAAAUCAAUGACAUUCAGACCUCCAGGGACAUGACCAUGUUCAUCACUGCCUCCAAGGAUAACACUGCCAAGCUCUUUGACUGCACAACACUGGAACACCUGAAGACAUUCCGGACAGAGCGGCCGGUGAACUCUGCUGCACUCUCCCCCAUUUUUGAUCACGUCGUGCUUGGUGGGGGGCAGGAAGCCAUGGAUGUGACCACGACCUCCACCAGGAUUGGCAAAUUUGAGGCAAGGUUCUUCCACUUGGCUUUUGAAGAAGAGUUUGGCAGAGUGAAGGGUCAUUUUGGUCCGAUAAACAGUGUUGCUUUUCACCCUGAUGGGAAGAGUUACAGCAGUGGUGGUGAAGAUGGCUACGUCCGCAUCCAUUAUUUUGAUCCCCAGUACUUCGAGUUUGAGUUUGAAGCUUAAAGGAGGAUGAAUUCUCUUCUUUCCUCUUCCAACCCAUUGCACAGUCCAUUGGCUCCAGUGCAGAACUGUUGUAAGACCUGAAGUUAAUCUGCUCCACAGGAGGCAGCAGGAAGCAGCACCAAACUCAGGGGUCGUGUGAAGGUGGGAAUCUGGAAACCCACCCAGCUCAAAACGGCACGAGUGGCCUAAAAGGAGUUGAGUUGGCUGCCUGCCUGCCCCUGGGGAUGCUAACUUCCUGACCUGCUGGGUUUAUUUAUAUAUCAGUGGAGGAAAAAAAAAAAGAAAAAAAGCAAGAAAUAAAUUUUGUCUGAACACAA